Molecule: messenger RNA, 839 nt
Organism: Lolium rigidum
Lineage: Eukaryota; Viridiplantae; Streptophyta; Magnoliopsida; Poales; Poaceae
Product: expansin-A11-like
Exons: 4
Coding region: 86-826 (246 amino acids)
Biological process (GO): plant-type cell wall organization
Cellular component (GO): extracellular region
Source: RefSeq, a predicted model, not a curated record
AUGGAGGCGGAAGUGCUGCAAGACAAUCAUUAUACAGAAAAAGGGCAAACCAUCAGUCUAUCACUAAGAAGGAUUCCAGAUAUACAUGGAGUUCCUAGGCUUGCUAGCUCUUGGGGUUGCCGCAAUGCUGGGAGUUGUCGCUGGCGAUGACUCAACCUGGAGCAGUGGCCGUGCCACGUUCUAUGGCGGUAACGAUGCCUCAGGAACGAUGGGAGGUGCGUGUGGGUACGGCAACAUGUUCAGCGCAGGGUAUGGAACGAACACGGCGGCGCUGAGCACGGCGCUAUUCAACAACGGGCAGAGCUGCGGUGCAUGCUUUGAGGUCCGAUGUGCCGGCGGGGCCAGCUGCUCGUCGGGCUCCGUGGUGGUGACGGCAACCAACGUCUGCCCGCCCAACUAUGCGCUCCCCAACAACGACGGUGGGUGGUGCAAUCCUCCGCAGUCGCACUUCGACCUCACUGUGGCCGCGUUCACUCAGAUCGCCCAGUACCGUGCCGGGGUCGUGCCCGUCCAGUUCAGAAGGGUGGCCUGUAUCAAGUCGGGCGGCAUCCGGUUCACGGUCACCGGCCACUCCUACUUCAACCUGGUGCUCAUCUCGAACGUGGCCGGCGCCGGCGACCUGAAGUCGGUAUACGUGAAGUCUCCAGGGACAGGGUGGCUGGCCAUGAGCCACAACUGGGGUGCUAACUGGCAGAACGGCGCCAAACUCGAUUCCCAGCCGCUGUCCUUCCAGGUCACCUCCAGUGACGGCCGUACCAUUCAGUGUCCCAACGUGGCGCCAGCCGGAUGGGGUUUCGGCCAGACCUUCUCCGGUGGCCAGUUCUAGCCGGCCGGCCACC